AUGUCUCCCACUGUUGACUCAGUGGAAGACAUUGCACGAAAUUAUUUGCGAAAAAAGGAAGGUCCAAGUGACGUGAUCUACGCACUGGGAUUCACACGAAGAGGCUGCUGCUUGUAUAAAAGACCAGCUGCUGCCGCUGCUAGCUCAGAACGGACUGGACACCGCAGCUAUGAAGUCUUACAUACUCGUUGUACUCGUUGUGGCUGCGCUCAUAGGCUGCUCCAGUGCAAAAGAAUGCGGCACCAUCUGCCCUUCAGUUUACCAGCCUGUGAGAGCAAAGUGUGGCUCCGUCACCCGGCAGUUUGGAAACCGCUGCAAGAUGAACGUGUACAACUGCCAGCACAACGCCGGUUGUAGGGCGGUUUGAUAUGAUGCCAAGAGCACUUUGAUGAUUAAUGAAGGAACUGAAGAAAUGACAUGCAGUUACUGCCAGAGACUUUGUAGACUAGAUAUAAAUUAACUGUAAACACUCAAUAAAGAAAUGUCGUCCUAAAA
Molecule: messenger RNA, 495 nt
Organism: Schistocerca nitens (vagrant locust)
Lineage: Eukaryota; Metazoa; Arthropoda; Insecta; Orthoptera; Acrididae
Exons: 4
Coding region: 1-357 (118 amino acids)
Source: RefSeq, a predicted model, not a curated record